Styela clava is the source of this 1953-nucleotide messenger RNA. NCBI's taxonomy places the organism in Eukaryota, Metazoa, Chordata, Ascidiacea, Stolidobranchia, Styelidae. The record is from RefSeq and is a predicted model, not a curated record.
CACAAUCAUGUUAUUUAUUGACGCUUUUGCAAGAGUUCUUGUUAGAAUAGCCAACUCGUCGCCUGUGAUUGCUUUGCCAAAGUUUUGGCUAAGUAUUUUAAAAUGUCGAAGCGAAAGUAUAGUGAAAAUUAUAUUGAGUAUGGCUUCAUUGCUAUUGAACAUCGAGGAGAUAUCUUACCUCAGUGCGUGAUCUGUAUGAAAACCCUUUCAAAUGCAGCUUUGAAACCAAGUUUGCUUAAGCGACACCUUGAAACCAAUCAUACAGAUAAGAUGAACCGAGAUAAGAGUUAUUUUGAGCGACUUGGGGAAAACGUGAAGAGACAGCGCAUGGAUCACACAGGCCAGUUUUACCAAAAGAAUGCGGGGAUUGUAAAGGCAUCCUACGAAGUAUCUCUUCUGGUGGCCCAACACAAAAAAGCUCAUGUCAUUGCAGAGUCUCUUAUUUUGCCUGCAGCUAAGAUAUUAGUCAGAAAUUUGAUUGGAGAAGAGUCAGCGGCAAAGUUGGAUAGUGUAUCGCUUUCUAACAAUACCGUGAAACGACGCAUCGAGGAAAUGUCAGUUGAUAUUACUGACCAGGUGAUUGCAGGAGUAAGAAAUUCGAAGUUUGGAUUUGCCUUACAACUUGAUGAAUCGACAGAUGUCACAAACUGCUGCCAACUGCUUGCCUACGUCCGCUUUAUUCAGAACGAUACUGUAAAAACGGAAUUAAUGUUGAAUCAUGAGCUGUCUACUACAUCAAAAGGAAAAGAUAUUUUCAACUCUUUGGAUAAUUUUUUCAAGGAAAAUGAAUUAGAUUGGGGAAAUCUUGUCGGAUGUACCACGGAUGGGGCUCCCUCCAUGCUCGGCAGAAAAUCUGGAUUUCAAGCCCUUGUCAAAGCAGUGUCACCUCGCGUCGUAAGUGUUCACUGUUUCAUACACAGAUUUGCUCUUUGCACAAAAGUUCUUCCUGCAAAUUUGUUAAUGUGCUUGAACAGGGUCAUCAAAAUCGUAAAUUUUGUUAAAACAUCAGCUUUAAAUACUCGAUUGUUUAAGGUUCUUUGCGAAGAUCUCGGCUCUGAUCACACUUGUCUCCUUUAUCACACAGAAGUACGUUGGCUCUCUCGAGGAAACACAACUAAACGUCUUUUUGAAAUGAGGGAUGAAUUACUUUUAUUUUUCCAACAGAAAGACCAUGACUUUCAAAACGACCUGCAGGAUGAGGAUUUUAUUGCGAAGUUGGCUUAUUUGUCAGAUAUAUUUGAAACAUUCAAUCACUUAAAUUUGUCAUUUCAAGGGAAAAACUGCACAGUCGCAGACUUUGUUUCAAAACUGGGAGCCUUUAUCAGAAAGCUGAAUUUAUGGAGAAAAAAUGUGGAAAACAAGCGCUAUGAUACCUCAUGCUGCCCAUACGUCACAGAUCCUUUCUCAGUGGACCCAGCCGACCUACUUGUUGGUACAGGGGAACAAGAGGAACUGAUAGACAUACAGGAGGAUCUGGAAGCAAAAAAACAAUGCAAAGAAUAUUCUGCAAUAAACUUUUGGCUUAGUAUGGCUUCUUCAUACCCAACGCUAGCUUCUCACGCUAUUCCACAACUACUGAUUUUUCCUUCUACUUGGGAAUGUGAGCAGGGAUUUUCUAUUCUUAUGAACAUCAAAUCAAAAAAUCGAAACCGACUAAGUGCCCCCGGACAUGACUUCAGAUGUGCUAUUAGCAACGUUAUGCCGCGCAUCGAUCAACUGGCGCAAGACAAACAAAAACAAAAAUCCCAUUAAAUUUAGCCGUGCACUUUUCGUUGUUUAUUCUGAUUGGUAAUUUUGGUACAUUCGUUAAAUUUACAUCCUGAUUUAUCAUGUUAUCAUAAUAAAUUGGUUUUGUAAAAUUUGUAUCAAAUUAGCUGUUUCGAAAAUAGUGGUACAUGUUGACAAAUCGUGGUGCCCAAGUGGUACGAGAACGUAAAAAGGUUGGGAACCCCU